AUGACGAGGCGCUCGUCGUCUGUUGAUGUCGGUGGUAAAUCCUCCCUCGAGCUGCAAAACCCAGAUGCCGAGUCAGAACACCGCCUCAAUGGCUUAAUAUCCCGGCAACCAUCGACUUCAAGGCAACUCAGCGGCGUCUAUUCGAACCAGGCGAAUGGCCACCAGCACCCUACCAGCCAUGCAGCAGUCGCAUCCUUUUCACCACUAUCGCUCCCUACUUCGUCGCCCAGUAUGACCACGACCAAACAGCCGCCCCUAGCCAGCUCGGGGGCGCGCAAUCGCAGUCUGUGGUUCAUGUCGGUUCUGUCCUUUUUCGUUGCCACGGCUGGUGUUGGCCUCUUGUUCGCUAUCUUUCGGUCGCUCACGACACGCCAAAUUGAGCCUAAAGGAUGUCGAAUGUCGUAUAUGCGACCUUCCUACAUUCACUUCUCCGAAUUCGAUACUGAACACACCCGUUUUGCAAGCAAAUACUCUCUGUAUCUCUAUCGCGAGCAAGGGAUUGAUAGCGGUCAGUUGCGCGGAAUUCCGGUUCUCUUCAUCCCAGGUAAUGCCGGAAGCUACAAGCAAGUCCGGCCAAUUGCUGCAGAGACUGCCAAUUACUUCCAUGAUUACCUUCAGCAUGACAGUAAUCAGCUAGAUUCUGGCAUAAGGACUCUUGAUUUCUUCACCGUCGACUUUAAUGAAGACAUCACCGCAUUCCACGGCCAGACCUUACUUGACCAAGCUGAAUAUCUCAACGAAGCCGUCCGAUACAUUCUUUCGCUCUACUCUGAGCCACAGAGAGCCUCUCGAGAUUCGCAUCUACCAGAUCCGACGUCCGUCCUAAUUCUUGGACAUUCAAUGGGAGGAGUUGUCGCAAGGGCAAUGUUGGUCCAACCAAACUACCAGGAGAAUUCGAUUAAUACCAUCAUUACAAUGUCAGCACCGCAUGCACGCCCUCCAGUUACAUUCGACGGCCGGAUCGUUCAAAUCUAUGAUGAAAUCAAUGAUUAUUGGCGGCGUGCGUAUACCCAAAAAUGGGCCAGCAACAAUCCGCUGUGGCAUGUCACUUUGGUAUCGAUCGCUGGUGGAAACUUGGAUACUGUCGUACCGUCUGAUUAUGCCAGUAUUGAAUCGCUUGUGCCCGAAACUCAUGGAUUCACUGUUUUUACGUCGGGAAUACCAACGGUAUGGACAAGCAUGGACCAUCAGGCGAUUCUCUGGUGCGAUCAGUUUCGAAAGGUGCUGGCCCAAACUUUGUAUAGCAUCAUUGAUGUUCACCGAGCCUCUCAAACGAAACCCCGAGCACAACGGAUGAGAGUCUUUAAGAAGCGACUUUUGACUGGUUUGGAAACGAUUGCCGAGAAGACUCUGUCUCUAAAUGAGCCGACAAUCCUCCUUACUUUGGACGACUCGUCUAGUACGGUAGUGCCAACCGGGGGCCGGCUAAUCCUCUCACAGCUUGGUUCUGAGGGUACGCCGAAGGCCUAUCUCCUUCCCGUGCCGCCUCAUGGAUCUCCUGAGCCAAAACGCUUUACUCUGCUGACUGAUGCUCAACUUGGCGCCCCUAUCGAUGGCAACCGGCUGCAAGUCCUCUUGUGCAGCGUUUCCCCCGUUCAACACACGAGUGUCAAUUCGUUCUUUUCCUCCACGAUAGAUCUAUCGAGGAACGGUACUACACCGACGAAGUUAGCAUGUAAGGAUGCCGCGUCUGACACGGUCCUCCUCCCAGCUUCGACAACGAAUAUUCAAGCCCCUUUCUACCUGGACGGAGAAUCCCAGAUAUAUCCUUUUUCAUAUUUACAAUAUGACGCUGAGCAUCUCUCUGAUCAUCAGUUUGUUGCCGUCAUCGAUAGAGCAACGCAAAUCAGCCAAGGCUUUGCUGUUGCAGAAUUUAGCGAUCACUCUUCCUUUCAAAAGAAGGAAGACAUCAGCCUCACUCGUCUUCUGACAUUUGGUCUAUCAUUCCGGCUGCCCGCUGGUCGCCCUAUCGCUAUGGAUAUCAAUAUUCCGGCCCUCAAAUCAAGCCUGAUAGCCUUUGAUAUGGCCCUACGAAUCGAAAUAUUUUGUCAAUGCUGGGGCGACCGGGAUCAGCUUCCACGGUGUCGCCCCAUACAUGCCACCCCCAUUAACGCCGCCUGGUGCCGACGGCCUAGCUUUUGGGAUAUGGUCUGA
Trichoderma breve is the source of this 2154-nucleotide messenger RNA. Its product is annotated as PGAP1-like protein domain-containing protein. Gene Ontology annotation, cellular component: endoplasmic reticulum. Gene Ontology annotation, biological process: GPI anchor metabolic process; endoplasmic reticulum to Golgi vesicle-mediated transport. Gene Ontology annotation, molecular function: phosphatidylinositol deacylase activity. The record is from RefSeq and is a predicted model, not a curated record. Bases 1 to 2154 code for a protein of 717 amino acids. NCBI's taxonomy places the organism in Eukaryota, Fungi, Ascomycota, Sordariomycetes, Hypocreales, Hypocreaceae. The transcript has 3 exons.